ACGGCGUUGAAGCUGAGGUGAUCUGAUUCGUCGACGUCGUCGUCACGGACACAACAAAAGAAAACUAACGAGAAAAGGUUCGAAAGAACCCAGCGGACUAAACGGAGCCGGGCGGGCCGAGGGUGUCAUGACAGCCGAUUGGACGUCCGUCGUUCGGGCCUGCCUUCGUUCCGGGCCGCCGUUGGUUCGCCUGUCCGGCGGAUCGUGUCGAGAGCCUUUGUUUCGGCCGCUUGUUUUGUGCUAAUCGGCUUGGUAGCUCGUUUCUAAUUGUACUUUUCCAGCUACUUAGCAUUAGCACUUAGCUUCAACAGCCUGGUAAGCCCCCCCCACCCCCUUGUCCCCCGCGGUAACCGUCCGCCCGUUGUCAAGCUUCGGCUUCGAUGUCCUUCGCCAUGGAGGACAACCUGGAGUCCGACUGGGUGUCCGUCCGGCCCAAAGCGUUCGACGAGAAAGAACGACACAAAUUCGCUUUCAUCGUGGCGUGGAACGACAUCGACGGAAAGUUCGCCAUAACCUGCCACAACCGGACGGUCCAGAAGCGGACCACCUUCCUCGACCCGCUCCUCGACUGGAGCCCGGUCGCGGACGACGGGCUGCCCGUCGCGGCGUCGACGAAAGACGCCGGUCGUCCGGCGAAAGUUCGCCCGAAGGGAAAAGUUGACGGUUGGGAUUUCGUGUCGCCCAGGGUCACCGACGUGGAAUUCGUGGAACCUGCGGGGGAGCUCAGCCCCCCCGCCGAGGGCCGCGAGGCUGACGGCCGCCAGGAUUUCAGCUGGGCCGGCCUCUUCUCGUUCCACGAGCUCCGCGCGGCUCACCUCCAGCUGUGCGCCGUCAACGCCGAGCUGGAGCCCUGCCUGCCGGCCUUCCCCGAGCAGCCGUCCGGCGUGUGGUCGGUGCUGUUCGGCGCCUCGGCCUCCUCGUCGUCGGAGCGGGAGAAGGAGGCGCUGUGCUACCAGCUGCAGGUGUACCUGAGCCACGCUCUGGAUACCUGCGGCUGGAAGAUCUUCUCGCAGGUGCUCUUCGCCGACAGCGACGACAUGGAGGAGUACUACGAGAGUCUGAGCGAGCUACGGAGGAAAGGCUACGAGGACGCCCUGGACCGAGCCAAGAGGCGUUUGCAGGAGGUGUUGGACAAGCACCGGGCCUUGGAUAGCAUGGUGGAGCUGCUGCGGGUCUACGGGGAGGAGGACCAGGCCUACGGCCAGAUGCUGGACGCCGCCACGCAGCUCUACCACUACCUGCUGCAGCCUUUCAGGGACAUGAGGGAGCUGGCCAUGCUCAGGCGCCAGCAGAUUAAGAUCUCGCUGGAGACGGAGCGGCUGGGGCCCCGCCGGGUGGACGGCCUGAGGAGGGAGGACGAGGAGUGGCAGAAGAAAGGGCACGCGGCCGUCCUCGCCGUCCAGGAUCUGACCGUCAAGUACUUUGAAACCACCAAUCGAGCGCAGAAAGCGCUGUACGAGCGCAUGCGCGCCGACCAGCGGCGGCUCGGCAAGUCGGCGUGGGGGGCGGCGGUGGAGCGCAUGGAGCGGCUGCAGUACUCCGUCUCCAAAGAAACGCUGCAGCUGAUGCGGGCCAAGGAAAUCUGCCUCGAACAGAGGAAGCACGGCCUCAAGGAGGAGAUGCGAAGUCUGCAAGGCGGCCAGGACGCCAUGCUGCACCUGGACCGCUUGGAGGCGCUCUACUACCAACUCCAGCUGCAGCUGUACGACAUCCAGGCCGAAGUGCUGCGCUGCGAAGAGCUGCUGCUCACCGCGCAGUUGCAGAGCCUGCGCAGACAGAUCACAGAGAGGCAGGACGAGGUGGUGUACUACGAUGCCUUUGAGAGCCCGGACGCCAUGGAGGGGGCGGAGGACCCGGCCGGACCCCCGCCCGCGCCGCCUCUCCGAGAUGACGAAGAACUGGCGAGGCUGCGGCAGAGGACUCGGCAGCUGGAGGCCCGCAGGGGACGCAUCACCGCCAAGAAAGUCUACCUCAAAAACAAGAAGGAAAUCUGCAUCUCCAAUCAUGAGCAGAAAGUCGAAGCGCGUCGGGGCGCCCUCGCCCACAGCGCGUCCCUGCAGGUGCGCCAAACGGAGGAAGGCGAAGCGGAGCGCAAUGCGCGGGUGAGUCUGGAGAGGCAGAAAACUCUGGAGCGACUUCGCAGCCUCAAGCAGCGUUAUCCAGGUCACGUGAUGCUCAAGUCCAGUCGCCUGAGGCUGCUUCAGACGCGGCGGCGGGCCAGUCAGGCGGUCGGCGGCCAGACCGAGCGCGUCGCCUCGGACCUGCCGGAACUCGCCGCGCCUCCCGCGGGGGGCGCCGCCGAGUCCUUCCCCGCCGUCCACCCGGACGACCCGGACUCGUCUCCCACCUUCCUCUCCUUGCCGACGACCGUCGUCACCCUGGACGGAGCCCCCGCACCGCCCCCGCCUCCUCCUCUGCCGCCGCCAUCCGAAGCGGGCGAGCCGCGUCCGGCGUUGGCGCGGGAGCCCGCCUCGCCCGCCUCGCCCGCCUCCCUCCCCCUGGCUCCCAUCUCGCCCCGCUUCUUUGACAGCAGCCAGCUGCUGACGGCCAGGAAGAAACUGAGGAAAACGUCGGCUGAGGACGCUGCGCAGUGGAGAAGAGCGAGCUCCCCGAUGGACGAGGUCCUGGCAUCGCUGAAGCGCGGCAGCUUCCACCUGCGUAAAGCCGAACUGCGCGUCCUGGCCCCCGACCCGGACGACGACGGCGAGAACAUCUUGGCGCAGAUCCGGCAGGGCGUGCGUCUCCGGCAGGUGCGCGCGCCGCCCGAGCGCCCGCAUCGCGCCGAACGCUUUGCGCAUUCGGCCGACGCCCUGACGCAAAGCAUCCACGAGGCCCUGCGCAGGAUCAAGGAGGCAUCGCCCGAGUCCGAGUCGGAGGACGAGGGCCUGCCCUGCACCGAUUGGGAGAACUAGAAGCGCCUGAUUUUUUUUUUUUUUUCGGGGGAGAUUCAAUGUGGGUUUUGUACAAGUGGACCACUAAACGCGUUUGUCAUCCCUGUACGUUGAUGUUUGUCGUCGUACUGUCCGUUCCUUGAAGGAGGUGCGCAUGGAAAUGCACAAACGAGUAUUCCAAGGGUUUUUUUUUUUCAUUAUUAUUUCAUCAUCUUCUAUUACGAAAUUCAAAAUUUUCUGUCAUGUUUUCCCUUUGGUGUCGUGUGGGCUAACGACCUGCGCGACCUCGGAGCCUCCGUCGUCAGCCAUGGAAAGCAACAAUACGAUAGUUCCGGAGCUCCGUUUUUUAUUGCCGGCGAGUUUUGGAGCUCAGUUUGGAAGCCCUUGAAAACAACCACACAAGUUCUGGCUCGCCGUUUCAAGAUGAUGAUACAUUCUGGAGCUUAGCGUUUUUAUCGAGCUAAAGCAACAAUAUGCAAGUUCCAAGGCUCAUUUUGUCAGUCAACUCAACUAAGAAUUUGCCACUUCGGGGGUUGAUUUGAUCAGCUAUUUUGGAAGUGAUCGCGUGGCCAGGUGUUGAAUUUUAUCGGCCGUUUAAAGCAACCAGACUUGCGUUCUGGAGCUCAAAAUAGUUUCUACCCAACACACUGCCUUGGCCCUCUAUGCCGAUUACAAUGUUUUGUUUUCCGUUUAUUCCUGUACCCUGUUAUUUUUCUAAGAUAUAUGAAGUGUGCCGUGUGUGCGCGUGACAUUUGAUUGUUUUUAACAUUGAUCCCGUGUAUGGAAUGUGUCAAACGUACUGUUCCAAGCGUGGAGCAACACUAACUCCCGCCGGAAAAGUCGAGGUGGGAGUUAGCUUAGCAUUAGCCUCACAGCGCUAACAGAAAUGGAAAAUGAGAGUAGAAGUUUUGGAUUCUUCUUUUUCCCCUGAAAGCUGCUAGUGUGUUGCUCCCCCCCCCCCCCCCCCACCCCCAUUUAAAGGAAUAAGUCUGCUUUUGUGAUGGCUUUUAUUUUGAAGUUUGACACAAUUUGUACUCGGACCUCGCAACAGACGUGCAAUAAGACGCCGCGUGUACACGUCCCAAAAAUAUAUAUGUCUGCAUGCCGAUGUGUAUUCAAGUAUUUAUUGAUGCUUCAAACUCAGAAAAAAAAAAGAUUUGUAUAUCUGUUUUUUAUGCUCUCCUGACAUUCCUCCUUCCUUUUUGCUUUACUUUAAAAAUAAAUACCAAAAAAAAAAAGGUUGAGUC
Messenger RNA from Hippocampus zosterae (dwarf seahorse), 4138 nucleotides. It is a transcript of the gene jmy, whose product is annotated as junction mediating and regulatory protein, p53 cofactor. Bases 381 to 2912 code for a protein of 843 amino acids. The transcript is spliced from 10 exons. NCBI's taxonomy places the organism in Eukaryota, Metazoa, Chordata, Actinopteri, Syngnathiformes, Syngnathidae. Gene Ontology annotation, biological process: Arp2/3 complex-mediated actin nucleation; positive regulation of apoptotic process; intrinsic apoptotic signaling pathway by p53 class mediator. Gene Ontology annotation, molecular function: Arp2/3 complex binding; actin binding; transcription coactivator activity. The record is from RefSeq and is a predicted model, not a curated record. Gene Ontology annotation, cellular component: nucleus; cytoplasm.